AUGGUUUCACGUUUUUCUGACCUGGAACGUAAAACGUUACUUGUACAGUUUGUUGCUGUUGAACCAUUAACAUUUUAUUCAACAUCAGAUGGUACUGACCUUGUUCAAGAUAUUUUACGAUCUCAUUUAUCACGAUCAGAUGCAGAUAUAUUUGGACAAGAAGGUUCAUUAUCAAUUGAUGAACUAGGAGAAUUUCUUACAUUUGAACCAGUAGAGACAAAAAAUCGUACAUUACAUUUACCAAUAGAACAUUUAGCUUAUUGUGGUGCGUUACGACGUAUGCGUCGUGAGUUUUUCGAUCCACGUGAACCAGAACAAAUUCAUCGACGAGAAUUUGAAAAUGUUGACUUAGCUAAUCAUUUUGCACAAUUUAUUAUUGGUCCACCAAUAUUUGCUACUGUUUUUCAUGGUUUUGAUAAUGCACUAUGUUACAUAUUUGUUACACAAAGUGCUGAUGAUUCUUGUCUUUUAGUUAUGAAACUUAUGCGUGCUUUUAAAUUACAUGAACAACAAUUAGAACAACAAGAACAAUUAAAUCAAGGUUAUCCUUCAUUUCCUCCAUUGCGUACUGGUGGUAGGUCACCUUUGCCUAUGGAUAUGAAACGGCAGAGUCCAUUACUUCAACAAUCACAAGGAUAUUUUACUGAUAAUAGACACACAUUAUCAUCUCCUUGUGUUCAUCGAACACCAAGUACAACAGCAAAUUCAUAUGCUCAAGAUCCACGACAAGAUGAAUUAAUUCAACGACUUCUUUCAAAUCCAAAUUUAGAAGUUGUUAAUCAAUCAGCACCAUUCGUUUCUCAACGUAUUGAUGAUAUACCAAUUAUAUCUGCACCAUUACCUAGAAAUCGACGACCUUCUCCAAAUAUGCUUAAUAUCCCUGGUGGUACUUCCAGUAAUAUUCAAUUUUUGGGUAGAUUAUCACCUCAAUCAAUGCGACCACCUUCACCGCCUAUUCUUGGAAUUCAUGAUACAACUAAUAUUUCAAAUAUGUCAUUGGGUAAUACUAAUCCACAAGUAAUCUACAAACCAAAUAAUCAAGAAGUAGUUUAUAAACAAAAUAUAAUGGUGCGUUGGCUACAACCACCAACACCACCUCCACCAGCGCCCAUUAUUAUACGAGAAAUUCGAGCUCCAGCCGAAACUCAACCACCUAUUGUUUGUCGACAAAUGCCUCCAUGUCCACCAACACCACCGCCAAUUAUUAUCAGAGAAAAACCACCGCUAUGUCCUCCAUCUGGACAACCUUUAAUUAUAGAAAAACGUUUACCACCAGUUACUUGUCCUCGACAGGUUAUUGUUGAACGAUAUCCAGCUCCACCUGCAAAACCACCAACAAUUAUUUAUGAAAAAUAUCUACCACAAACACAACCAGCACGCCAAAUUAUUGUCAAACGUGAAAUGGGUCGGCCUACUGGAUAUCAAGUAGCACAACAACAAAUUCCAGGUCGACAAUUAGUUAGAGAAAUCGUUCGACAAAUUCCACAAAUAUCAUCAACAGCUCAAUCAGCUUUAGUUUGUACACCACAACAACAAGCAACUGGUCAAACAACUUUUGUUUGUGCACCACAACAGCAAGCAACAGCUCAACCAGCUUUAGUUUGUGUACCACAGCAACAAGCAAAUGGUCAAACAACUUUUGUUUGUGCACCACAACAGCAAACAACAGCUCAACCGACUUUAGUUUGUGUGCCACAACAGCAAACAACAACUCAACCACAAGCUGUUCAACAACUACUACCAGUAUUUACUGCACAACAAAAUCUUGUUCAACCUCAAGGUAUGCGUAUUAUUCGACAAAUGAUUGGUCCAUCACAGGUAGCUAUUCAACAACCUCAACAAGUUUAUUCAACAGCGGGUUCACCUAUUAUUCAAACAGUACCGACAACUGUCAUGCAGUAG
Rotaria sp. Silwood2 is the source of this 1902-nucleotide messenger RNA. The record is from the annotation of a GenBank genome assembly. Lineage: Eukaryota; Metazoa; Rotifera; Eurotatoria; Philodinida; Philodinidae.